Messenger RNA from Lindgomyces ingoldianus, 1162 nucleotides. Its product is annotated as ankyrin. Bases 137 to 751 code for a protein of 204 amino acids. Gene Ontology annotation, molecular function: protein binding. The transcript has 2 exons. Lineage: Eukaryota; Fungi; Ascomycota; Dothideomycetes; Pleosporales; Lindgomycetaceae. The record is from RefSeq and is a predicted model, not a curated record.
AUCCCGCUUCUGGACUAGCGGUGUCGGCCUGCACCUACGUAAUUCAUCCCCCACCAAAAAAUUUACGCAGGUCUCUCCUUUGCGAAAAGCCACCUCCCAAAGUGCAAAGGGACCCCAAAGGGACCCUAAGCCCACUAUGUCUCAGGUUGCAUUAGACGAAGAUUCGAUUGACGACAUCCUGUACCUUGCCCGCGUAAAUGAGACCUCGGAGCUUGACUCCUUCCUUGCGGAACUCUCCACCAAGACAAAGCAGCCGAAAGCUGAAAUAGCAGCCGCAGCGCUUGAUCUGUACUCGAAGAAUAGCGCCCUGCAUUAUGCUGCAGCGAACGGACAUAUAGAUGUUAUCAAGCUUUUACUUUCUUACAACGUCGACAAGGUUACGACAUCUGCACCCAGUCUUAUCAAUGCGGUGAAUGAUGCGGGGAAUACAGCUCUCCACUGGGCGGCGCUUAACGGGCAUCUGGAAAGCGUUAAGCUGCUGAUUCAACGGGGGGCCGACGUCACCAUCAUCAAUAGGGUAGGGCACGAUGCAGUGUUCGAGGCUGAGAUAAACGACAAGAAGGAGGUGGUGGAGUGGUUGCUUGGGGCCGUAGAAGGAUUGGAGAAAGCGAUUGGACAAGCGGGAGCUGCUUCUGGGGACUCCGAUGCGGACGACGGCAUGGAUGUGGAACACGAGGCGGACAAUAGCAAUCCCAACAGCACGGACGAGCAAAGAGCAGCCGGCGUCGAAGAAGGCAAAAGGAAGGGAUGAACACCAGCGACGGGUGCUCGCAGGCUUGAUGAACGAAAGAGGGACGACCGAUAUUAAGCUAUAUUUGCUGACACUCCUCGUGUUACUGUCCCGUAAGGAACUUCAGAUGAGCCAGCCGUCAGAUUAAAGGAGCAACAAUUGACACCCUGGAUGACGGCACCCAUGGCCACGUGGCAGACAGAGGACAUGAUGCACCGAAGAUUCUAUAUCCGUGCACGGAGAAACAGAAAGAUAGUGUACCCUCCUUGUCGAUUGGGACUAGGCAGAAAAUCUCCAGGCAGAAAAUCUCCGGGCAGAUCUCCUGAUAGGCCAUCGGACAUUGUAAAAUGGAUAUCAAAGACAGCAUACAUGAUCCUUUGGCGAUGAUCCUCGUCUUGCGAAACCCCGCUUCAACAAUACGCCAGUUUUGAC